GAUGUUUUGUUGAUGCUUUAAUUGCAUCAUUGCAUGUGUGCGUGAUUAACAAUGUUGAUGUUUUGCUAUUAAAUAACCGAUCCGAAAAAAAAUGCAAAAAGCUGGUAAAAUUUUAAUCAAAAAUCUUAAAACACUUGUUACCGGGAGCAGUUCUCGAUUGGGUAAUAAGUUGGUCCAGGAAUUGGUUGAAAACGGAGGAACAGUUUAUGCUGUUGAUAAACGUAUACAUAGUUUACAACUUUAUGGAAAAGAUCAUCAUUUUGUUCAAGGUGAUUUAGCUGAUCAAACUUUUUUGGAUGAUUAUCUAAAAAAUAUUGGUCCUAUUGAUGCCUUAGUAAACUGUGCUGGCCAUCGAAGUUCUUACAAUUAUUUCCUAAGUUAUUUGAUUUCGAAAAACAUUUUGGAAAAAUUACAAAGUAAUGAAAUCAACAAAUUCGGUUGUCGUGGUUGUAUUAUAAAUCUAGUUUACAUCAAUUCACAAUAUGAUGCUGAAUAUUUCAAAAAACAAGAUGAUUUUGUUAAAAAAUAUGGAAUACAAUUAGAUACAAUCGAUGAUGAUGUGUUUCGUUUAGCUGACCUAUUGACGGCUGCUCGAAUCCGUUGUAAUACAUUGAUGGUUGAUUCGAAACUAGACGAAAAACAAUUUAGUUCAAUGGUUAUGCAUAUACUAGAAGAUCAAUAUAUUGCUGGACAGGUUAUUAACAUGGAAGAUAAUCUAAGACAUCAUGAAUUAAACUAUGAUGAAUUUAAGGCCGAAAUUCUACGUGGUAAAGUUAAAGAACAAAAAGGCGAUCAAAAUUACUUUCUUCCAUCCGAAAUCAAAGAAGAAAAAAUUAUCCCAUUAUCUGAUUCUACAUUACCUAUCAAAAGUUGAUUUAUUAAAAAAAAAUUUGAAAAUUUUUUUCUUUCAUUUGUUUAGUAAAAUAUCGAUUGUU
This is a messenger RNA of Dermatophagoides pteronyssinus (European house dust mite), 935 nucleotides long. RefSeq lists its product as uncharacterized. The record is from RefSeq and is a predicted model, not a curated record. Lineage: Eukaryota; Metazoa; Arthropoda; Arachnida; Sarcoptiformes; Pyroglyphidae.